ACAACCUUCUGCUGUACCUUUAGAUUAGGUUUACUUUCUGGUUACAAAACAGCUGCUGUAUAUAAAAAAACGAAGAAAAAUUGUGGGGAGCUGAACGUGGUGGCGAAUGGGACUGGAAAGGUUCUGCGGAGCGGACAGUUCGGAUCCGUUUUGGGAUUGGAACAGUACGUGGAACACGUCUACUCCAGACCUAACCCAGUGUUUCCAAAAUACCAUCCUGGUGUGGGUGCCAUGCUUUUACCUGUGGAUGUGUGCCCCCUUCUACCUCCUCUACCUCCGCAGUCAUGACAGUGGCUACAUAUGUAUGAGUCACCUUAACAAAGCAAAAACUGUGGUAGGUUUUCUAUUGUGGGUCGUCUGUUGGUCAGAUGUUUUCUAUUCUUUCUGGGAAAGGAAUCACAGUAGCAGCUCCACUGCACCCGUCCACCUCGUCAGUCCUACCUUACUUGGCCUCACAAUGCUGCUGGCCACCUUCAUAAUUCAAUAUGAACGACUAAAAGGGGUGCAAUCCUGUGGAGUUCUUCUGAUCUUCUGGCUGUUCGCUCUGCUGUGUGCCACGGUCUCCUUUAGGUCAAAGAUCCUCCAGGCGCUGAAUGAGCCAGAGACUGUGUGCAUAUGGAAGUACAUCACCUUCUACAUUUACUAUGCUUUUCUUCUGGUCGCUCUGGUUCUCUCCUGCCUGACUGACCAACCACCGCUUUUCUCCCAAGCUACCAAGGAAUUGAAUCCUUGUCCUGAGCCUGGAGCUUCUUUCCUCUCUAGGAUAACCUUCUGGUGGAUCACAGGGAUGAUGAUGGUUGGAUACAGACGGCCUCUGGAAGAGAAAGAUCUUUGGUCUUUAAACCCUGAUGACUGCUCUCACAGAGUGGUACCACAGCUGGUGCAUCGCUGGAACUCAGAGUGCCAAAAAGUCAAGAGAACUGACCAGCAAAUGGUGUACUCCCCUAAACGGGCUCCACAUGGUGAGAGCAGAGAGGGCCAACCUGUGGAAGAGUCUGAAAUCCUGCUCCUAAAAUCUCCCAGGAAAACAAAAGAGCCUUCGUUGCUUUGGGCUUUGUGCUUGACCUUUGGACCCUACUUCCUCAUCUCCUGCCUCUAUAAAAUAAUCCAGGACAUUCUCAUGUUUGUUGGUCCUGAGAUCCUUAGACUGCUUAUACACUUUGUGAAUGACUCCAGAGCCCCCUCCUGGCAGGGCUAUUUUUACACAGCUUUACUCUUCAUAUGCACCUGUGUGCAGUCGCUGAUUCUUCAGAGGUACUUUCAUGUCUGCUUUGUCUCAGGCAUGCGUCUGCGUACCGCCAUCAUCGGAGCUGUCUACAGGAAGGCCUUGGUCAUAAGCAACGCAGCACGCCGCACAUCAACUGUGGGAGAAAUUGUCAAUCUGAUGUCUGUGGAUGCUCAGCGCUUCAUGGAUCUGGUCACAUACAUCAAUAUGGUUUGGUCUGCCCCUCUGCAGGUGGUGCUAGCCCUCUAUUUUCUGUGGCAGAACUUGGGUCCAUCUGUCCUAGCAGGAGUAGCUGUGAUGGUUCUGAUGGUUCCGAUUAAUGCUGUGAUUGCCAUGAAGACUAAAACCUACCAGGUGGCUCAGAUGAAAAGCAAAGACAGUCGCAUUAAGCUGAUGAAUGAGAUGCUGAAUGGCAUAAAGGUGCUAAAACUCUACGCAUGGGAGCUGGCCUUCAAAGAAAAGGUGUCAGAAAUCCGUGAGAGUGAGCUGCGUGUGCUGAAGAAGACAGCUUACCUGGGAGCCAUUUCCACCUUCACCUGGGUCUGUGCUCCCUUUCUGGUUGCCCUGUCUACUUUUGCAGUGUAUGUGCUGAUUGACGAAAGGAAUGUGCUCGAUGCUCAGAAGGCCUUUGUGUCGCUUGCACUUUUCAAUAUUCUGCGCUUUCCUCUCAACAUGCUGCCAAUGGUCAUAAGUAGCAUUGUACAGGUCAGUGUGUCUCUGAAGAGGCUAAGAGUAUUUUUGUCACAUGAGGAGCUGCAAGAAGACAGUGUGGAGCACAAAACAAUGGCUGCCUCCCCACACAGCAUCUCUAUAGUAGAUGGAAUCUUCAGGUGGUCCAGAGCUGAAUCACCAACACUCAAGAGGUUGAAUGUGUGCAUCCCAGAAGGCUCAUUGGUAGCAGUGGUGGGACACGUUGGCUCAGGAAAGUCCUCUCUGCUCUCUGCCCUCCUGGGGGAGAUGGACAAAGUUGAAGGAUCUGUGGUUGUGAAGGGUUCCGUGGCCUACGUUCCACAGCAGGCCUGGAUCCAGAACUCCACACUGAAAGAAAACAUCAUUUUUGGUCAGAAGAGGAGAGAAGACUGGUACAACCAUGUGGUGGAAGUGUGUGCUCUCCAGCCAGACCUGGAGAUUCUCCCUGCAGGGGAUGAGACAGAGAUUGGAGAGAAGGGAGUGAAUCUGUCUGGUGGCCAGAAGCAACGAGUGAGCCUGGCCAGGGCAGUGUAUUGUGACCGUGCUGUAUACUUGCUGGAUGACCCACUGUCUGCUGUUGAUGCUCAUGUUGGAAAGCACAUCUUUGAUUAUGUCAUUGGCCCACAGGGCAUACUGAGGGACAAGACUCGUGUCCUGGUGACUCAUGGAUUGAGCUUCCUACCACAAACCGAUCUGAUCCUGGUCAUGGUAGACGGGGAGAUCACAGAAGUAGGCUCCUACCAACAGCUUUUAGUCCAGGAGGGAGCCUUUGCCGAGUUCCUGCGAACGUAUGCCACUGUUGAUCAAAAUGAAGAUGGUGAUUUAAAAACUGCGCCAAAGAAUGGAUCCAGAGCAGUAGAAAAUGGUGAUCUCCCUGCUCUUAUUGGUGAGCCGGCUGUUAAGAAUGAAACCCAAAAGCCCCAUAAGACUGAUGCCAGAGAACUGAACAAGACCAAGAACCCUGAGGUGGGGAAGCUGACUGAAGCUGACAAGGCCAGUACUGGGCGGGUGAAGCUGUCUGUAUUUUGGGCCUAUCUGAAAGCCAUCGGUGUACUUCUGUCCUGCAUCAGUCUGCUGCUGUUCUUCACCCAUCACCUGGUCUCCCUGUUCUCCAACUAUUGGCUUAGCCUGUGGACCGAUGACCUGGUAGUUAAUGGCACUCAGCCUGACAGACUUAGGAGACUUGCUGUGUACGGUGGCUUUGGCCUGACCCAAGGUGUAGCAGUCUUUGGUUAUUCCCUCUCCAUGUCCAUUGGGGGCAUCAUGGCAUCCCGGUACCUCCACCAGUCUUUACUACAUGAUGUCCUGCGCUCACCCAUGUCCUUCUUUGAGAAAACUCCAAGUGGUAACCUGGUUAACCGCUUUGCCAAGGAGAUGGACACCAUUGAUUCUGUGAUCCCAAGCAUUAUUAAAAUGUUCAUGGGAUCCUUGUUCAACGUGUUGGGUUCCUGUAUCAUUAUCCUGUUUGCCACACCACUUGUGGCUAUCAUCAUUCCUUUUCUCGGGUUGCUCUACUUUUUUGUGCAGAGGUUUUAUGUGGCAACUUCUCGCCAGCUGAAGCGUCUGGAGUCUGUCAGCCGUUCACCUAUCUACACCCACUUUAACGAAACAUUGUUGGGCACCUCUGUCAUUCGAGCUUUUGGUGAGCAGGAGCGAUUCAUCCAUGAGAGUGACCAGCGAGUAGACCACAACCAGAAGGCCUACUACCCCAGCAUAGUAGCUAACAGGUGGCUGGCAAUUCGCCUGGAGUUUGUAGGAAGCUGCAUUGUUUCAUUUGCUGCCCUGUUUGCUGUUAUAGCCAGAGAUAGCCUGAGCCCAGGCAUCAUGGGACUUUCCAUCUCCUACGCCCUGCAGCUGACUGCUUCAUUGACGUGGCUCGUGAGAAUGUCUUCUGAUGUAGAGACAAAUAUAAUAGCUGUAGAGAAGGUGAAAGAAUACUGCAACACAGGGAAAGAGGCAGAGUGGCAACAUGAGUCUCCCUCCAUUCUCCCUGGCUGGCCCACUCAGGGCAGUAUAGACAUUCGAGGCUUUGGUCUGCGCUAUCGCCAUGACUUGGACCUGGCCAUUCGCAAUAUCACCAUUGCUAUUAAUGGAGGAGAGAAGAUAGGGAUUGUGGGGAGGACUGGUGCUGGGAAGUCAUCUCUAACACUGGGCCUGUUCCGGAUCAUUGAGGCAGCAGAGGGCCACAUCUUCAUUGACGGAGUGGACAUUGCUAAGCUAGGCCUCCAUGAGCUGCGCUCCAGAAUCACAAUCAUCCCACAGGACCCAGUGCUGUUUUCCGGAUCUUUGAGAAUGAAUCUGGAUCCCUUUGACUCCUAUUCUGAUGAGGAAAUAUGGAGGGCUUUGGAGUUUUCCCAUCUCAAGAACUUUGUCUCUAGCCUACCCAACAAACUCAGCCAUGAGUGUAGUGAAGGAGGAGAAAACCUUAGUGUGGGCCAGAGACAGCUGCUGUGUCUUGCCAGAGCUCUGCUUAGGAAGACUAAAGUCCUGGUGUUGGAUGAGGCCACCGCUGCUGUCGACCUGGAGACAGACAACUUGAUCCAAUCUACUAUCCGCUCACAAUUUGACGACUGCACCGUUCUGACAAUAGCCCAUCGCCUUAACACCAUCAUGGACUACACAAGGGUGUUGGUGUUGGAUAAAGGAGAGAUGAUCGAGUUUGACUCGCCGUCCAAUCUCAUCGCUCUCAAGGGAGCAUUUUACAAGAUGGCCAAAGAUGCUGGACUGGUCUAAAGACAGAAGUCUUUCCAUACUUCUUCUGCAGCGUCUACGAGCAUCCCAGCUCCCCUGGCUCUCUCUGGAAGAAUUGUUUUUCUUUCAGAACGGCAGGCUAAUUAAGUAGUUGCUUGGGUUUGAAGUGAUUUUGAUGGUAGAAGGUUUUGUUUAAUAUACUUCACCAUAAUGUUUCAUAAUCAGUUAUGUGGUUUAAUUUCUGCCUGUUUCUCCCUUUUGGUUCAUUCUGCUUGGUUUCUGACCAACUCAUUUUUUUUUCUGCCAUUUAUAUGGAGGAUCAUGUUACCAACAGACCUGUCAUAAUGACACUAGCACUGCUGAGAUGAGGCUUCAGAGACCAUAUGUGCCAAAUGCUGGCUUUAUAUCAUUUAAAAUCUAGUUUUUAAGCAGCUCCAGAUGAUAUUUGAGAAGAAUACGUGGAUCUCUGUUUUGUGUUAAAACACACGCCUUACACACUGUCAAUUAUUCAAGUUUACGGCCACACACCUGCAGCUUUCACUGAGCCCCAUAUGUUUAUCAGUUAUGUUGGGCAUUCUGGAACAAUAAUUCUUUUUGUCAUUUUUUUUUUCAUCUUUUUUUGAAAAGCUCAGACUCGAGAUGAGAAUUAGUACAUGGCUCUGUGUUGCACUUAAGUUUCUGAAGAAAAGUCUUGAAACUUGUUGUUGCUGGGCUCCAGCAUGUACGACAUCCGGAGUUGUCCUUGCUGAUUAUAAGAAAGGUUUUAUUUUCCUUCAUACAAAAGUCCGCCUGUCAACAUCUAACCCUACCCAGCAGUUUCUGAAGGAAAGUCUUGAAACUUGUACUAGAGUGUCUGGAGCUGUUGCUCUGGCAGAGUGUGCAUAUGGAAGAGUGACUUUGAUUUAAAAGCUGUGGAUGUCCAGGGACCAUAAGCUAUUAAUGUUUCAAAGCAAUCUAUUCAUAUUAGCGGUCAGUUACUUGACACGAUCAAACAAAUUUAUUUUGAAGUGAACUCUGUUCAAUGGUUUUUGGCUUUUAACAGGUGUUAACUCAUUUCUGCUGUUUUUGCCCACAUGGGGCAAAUAACCCCAACUUAACAUGUUUCAAAAUAUCCUCACAGGAGUCCAAAAAAGCUUUAUGCAUGUUAAAUUAUUUUUCUUAAAGAUGUCUGUGUGUUAGGUUAGGUCUUAGUUCAACCGUGCUGUUUUGUGUGAUAUCCUGUGAUAUUGACACAGUUGAAAGAAAAUGACUUUGGCAUCAGCAACGUGUUACUUAACUUGGACUUUACAGGGGAAAGUUUUGGACAUCCCUGGCUCAGACUUGAUAGAAGAACUCUGUUCUACAUUUUUUAAUCGACUCAAUCUACCUUGUGGAACAUGUGUGUAAAAUCACACACUUGUGUGUUUUACUUCAAAAGUGAUCACAUAAGAUUUGUCUCACAUCCAGUAGAAGUGUGCUUAGUUAGCAGCUGCUUUAUUCUCCAAAAGGGAAAAUACUUGGCUUCAAUGUGAAGAAGCCAACUCUGGUACAGAUUCUCAGUCUCCUGGGAAAUGUUCAAGCACAAGAAAACUGGACUUCUCUUGUUUCUUGAAGACAAAGAUGAGAGGUGAAAUAUCUAGUUAUGCUAUUAGGUAUAUCUAAACAGCUCAGAGUAGAGAAUCAUAAAGUAAUUCAGGAUGAUAUCAGAAUGCGGAGAUAUUAUGAUGCUCACUAAUUUCCAGAUGUUAUCACACAAUUCAAGGUCUUGAGGGUACAUGCAUUCACACCCUGUGAAGAUUUUCCCUCUGCAGCCACAAAAUUGGAUGUAUUUGAGUAGAAUUUUAUGUGACACAUUUUGAAGUAAAAGGAAGGGGCCGAUGAUUGUCAAGUGUUCUAAAAAUAAGAAUGUGAAAUGUAGAGUGCAUUUGUGGUCUACUUUCCUGUGUCAGCACUUUGUCGAACCACACGUUCUUUGACCAUGUCUUGACUGCUUUUGAACAGUUACAGACUGUCACAGGGGGAGCCUGUUACUAAGCCACUGUAAAACAUACGUUUGUUGUGCCUCUUCAUGUAACUUCAUUAUCCUGCUGGAAUGUGAACCUGCACUCCAACAUCAGGUCUUCUGCUGCCUAUAACAAGAUCCAUGUCAUCAAGGCUGGCCAGCUUCACUGUUGCUGCAGAAGGAAAGCAUCCCCUCAGUCUGAUGGUGCCAUCUCUAUGUUUCACAGAGGGGACAGGAGGGCUAUUCAUGGUGAUUUGCUGUGUAAGGUUUCAAUUGCAUGUAGUGUUUCCAUAUAGGAUAAAAGUAUCAAAUACUUAUGUCCAUGACAGAGGACAUUAAUACAAUUUUAUUGAAUUGUUUACAGAUUUUAAGAUACGUUUCAUUAAUGACAAAAAGGUAACACAGGAACAAGUGAAGAACUGGUUUUCAGAGAUUUUCCAUCACUAUAAUGGAUGAUGAGAUUUUUGUAUUUUGAUUUGUAUUUAUGUUAGAAAAUAAGGAGCUUUUGAAACAGAAAAAUGGUUUUGUUAUUUCUACCAUUUUUUUCAUGGAACUUUCAGCUUUAACAUGGAUCAUUUUAAAGUUAUCUGAAAGCAUGUCAAAAAGCUUCAAGAAUACCAUAUAGGUGAAAACAAAAUUAUUUUUACCUUUACAUUGGGGUCUUCUGUUUUUUGAAGACUCCAAUGUAUCUUCUGUUACAUGUGAGCUCUGUUAUCUCAGUGAACUGGGCUAAAAUUACAGUACAAAAAGUCCUUAUUGGUCAGACACCAGUCUAACCAAUAAUCUAACAAUAUUAUUUCUCUCCCUCUCAGUCAUCAGACCACUGAGAGUGCACUUUGGUUAUUUAUGUUGAAAUCUUUUCUAUUGCUUUCCUUUUCUUUGCUUGGCAAAGUAAGUUUUUGCUUUGACGGUUCUGUAGUUUUGGUGUGAAAAACAUUUUGCUGUAUUUUGCAUAGUAAACAUCUGUGGAUUGAGUUGAUUAAUUUUUGGUCCUAUUGAAUUAUGAUUACAAAGCUCUGUAUAUGGAGAAUUUUAUUUAGGUCAGCAGUUAAUAAACAUAUAUUUCCAAGCAAUA
This is a messenger RNA of Poeciliopsis prolifica (blackstripe livebearer), 7662 nucleotides long. It is a transcript of the gene abcc1, whose product is annotated as ATP-binding cassette, sub-family C (CFTR/MRP), member 1. The transcript is spliced from 31 exons. Gene Ontology annotation, molecular function: ATP binding; ATP hydrolysis activity; ABC-type xenobiotic transporter activity. NCBI's taxonomy places the organism in Eukaryota, Metazoa, Chordata, Actinopteri, Cyprinodontiformes, Poeciliidae. Bases 107 to 4648 code for a protein of 1513 amino acids. Gene Ontology annotation, biological process: glutathione transmembrane transport; xenobiotic transport. Gene Ontology annotation, cellular component: basolateral plasma membrane. The record is from RefSeq and is a predicted model, not a curated record.